GAUCCGCGCUCCCCCCCCGGCCCCUGCGCGGCAUCGCGGUGGGCGCGCCCGGCGCUGCCCGCUCGGCUGGGGCGGGCCCUGUGGCGGGCUCGGAGCGAUGGCGGCGGCCGAGGUGGCGAGGCAGGGUGAAGGCUGUCGUACUGUCCCGCUUUCUGGACACGUAGGAUUUGACAGUUUGCCUGACCAGCUGGUUAAUAAGUCAGUUAAUCAUGGGUUUUGUUUCAACAUCCUGUGUGUGGGGGAAACUGGCCUUGGCAAGUCCACCCUCAUGGACACACUUUUCAACACCAAGUUUGAAGGUGACCCAGCAUCUCAUUCACAGCCUGGGGUCCAGCUGAAAUCCAGUACUUACGACCUGCAGGAGAGCAAUGUCAACCUCAAACUGACUAUUGUGAGCACAGUGGGCUUUGGUGAUCAGAUCAAUAAAGAGGACAGCUAUAAGCCCAUCGUUGAAUUCAUCGAUGCUCAGUUUGAAGCCUACUUACAAGAAGAACUGAAGAUAAGACGGGUCUUGCACAACUACCAUGACACCCGGAUACAUGCUUGCUUGUACUUCAUUGCUCCAACAGGCCACUCGCUGAAAUCCCUGGACUUGGUAACAAUGAAGAAGCUUGACAGCAAGGUGAACAUCAUUCCCAUCAUUGCCAAAUCUGAUGCCAUUUCCAAGAGUGAGCUGACCAAGUUUAAAAUUAAAAUCACAAGUGAACUGGUUAGUAAUGGGGUCCAGAUCUACCAGUUCCCAACAGAUGACGAAUCAGUGGCGGAGAUAAAUGGGACAAUGAAUGCCCACUUGCCAUUUGCAGUGAUCGGGAGCACGGAGGAGCUGAAAAUAGGAAACAAAAUGAUGAAAGCUCGUCAGUACCCCUGGGGCACUGUGCAAGUGGAGAAUGAAGCUCACUGUGAUUUUGUGAAGCUGCGGGAGAUGCUGAUCCGUGUAAAUAUGGAAGACCUUCGUGAACAGACCCACACACGCCACUAUGAGCUGUACCGACGAUGCAAGCUGGAAGAGAUGGGUUUCAAGGACACUGAUCCAGACAGCAAACCCUUCAGCUUACAGGAAACUUAUGAAGCCAAAAGAAAUGAGUUUCUGGGAGAACUGCAGAAAAAGGAAGAGGCAAUGAGACAAAUGUUUGUCCAGAGGGUCAAGGAAAAAGAAGCGGAGCUGAAGGAGGCUGAAAAAGAGCUGCAUGAAAAGUUUGAUCGCCUGAAAAAGUUACAUCAGGAUGAAAAAAAGAAGCUAGAGGAUAAGAAAAAGUCUCUGGAUGAUGAAGUGAAUGCAUUUAAACAAAGGAAGACAGCAGCUGAAUUGCUCCAAUCUCAGGCUCAGCAGGCUGGAGGAUCUCAAACUCUUAAAAGAGAUAAGGAAAGGAAAAAUUAGCUGCUGUUUGGCUGCAUGGUGCAUGAGGCACAUUGUUCUGUAACCCAUGGCUCUGUACUGACUAAUUACCCCUGAAUACAAUGGGCUGGAAUGGACCUUCAUUUACUUGUUAAAUCGGAGGGUCUAAUAAAAUGUGACAGCAUUUCAGCUGUGACCUUUCCAUGGUGUUACCCUUGCUCUCUCUUAUAUUCUCAUUGUGAUUUUGGCUUUGCUAUGUACCCGUGGUUAUUGCUUUUAUUAAACAAUGUAAAAUUAGUCCUAAAGAGGUUUAGGAUGCUGCAGCUUUAAAUCUUACUAUCUUUAUUCCCCUACAAUUAAUGGAUUCCCCUUUCUCCUGGUCCCUCUUCUCCCAGAUAGAUAAGGGAUGUCAAAAGAAGUUCUGUGAGUUAUUUUUGCUGGCAAAAUAACAGCGCAGAUUAAAUUUAUUUAUUGGUGACAUUAAAUAACACCACCUUAGUUUAAUAAUCCCAUAGUUGAGGGAUAAAAACCUCCUUUCUCCUUAUACUUGGUGUCAUUCUCAUGACAUCAUCUACCUGUUUUAAUUUGCUUUUAUUUUUUCUUUUACUAAUUCACGCUACCUGAAUUACCAGCAUGUAACCCUCAUUUCCACUUCAGACUUGCUCCUUGUGCACUGCGUGCAGGCUGAGUUCACUGUUAAGGAGGUGAACCCACAUAUCCCAACCCUGCUGAAAGAUCAGGCUGCAUGUUGCAAAAUAGUCUCAACAAAACCCCUUAAACCCAGGAUUUUCAGAUGAUAAACACACCUCUGACCCAGCUGGGAUAGGUAAUGCUGGGUGUAGUGCUGAGCAUUCCACUAGAAGGGUGGUCUGGGGGCUGCAGAAGCCUCGGGAACAGUGUCUGUAUACAGCACAUGAGUCCAGCUGGCUGUGCAUAACAGCAGCACACUGUAUGCAGGAACCCAGAACCAGCAAUGGUCUGUCAUUUGCAGCAGUCAAGGCAGUUAGAACUCCUGAUUGCAGUGUAUUUUCUCAGGUGUUCUGUUUCACCAUGAAUACAGUUUUAUUUCCCAUAAAUCUUUUAUUUGGGUUUGGUUUUUUAAGCAAGUUUAAAUCAUUUGAAUAUGUACUUCUUGCUGUAUUGCUGACUGUUGGCCUGAUCCCCAAACCAAUCCAUAUCAGUCUGUCAGUGAUUUGAGCAACGUGGUUUAGUGGAAGGUGUCCCUGCCCGUGGCAGGGGGUUGGAACUGGAUGAUCUUUAAGGUCCCUUCCAACCCAAACCAUUCUAUGAUUUCUAGAUUAUCUGCUAAAAGAACCAUUCAAUGCGGGGGUUUAACGAAAAAACGUUGUUACUUGUGUGAUUUCCGUGUACCAUAGGUACCACAGGGAGGUGCCAUCUCCCCUCUGUCAGCUGUUUCCGUGUUGCAUCUCUCUCCUGCUUUUUGAAUGCCUUUCUCUUUUUGCUAAUCCUCUUUUUUUCUCUCUUUUUUCCCCUUUUCUCUCUCUGUAGCUUUUUUUAAUCAGUUUUCGCCAGCUGCACUGGGUCUGAGGGAGAAGACUGCCACUUCUAGAAGAGGUUAAGGGUCUUACGUCCGGGGAGGGGGGGAACAAAUCUUCAGUGUUAGUGUCUCGGAAAGAAGCUCUUUUACUGACUUGCAUGAUACCUAAAACUGAAAUGUCUUGUAAUCUGUGUGACAAGACAGGGUAGGACGGGGGAGCUGAAUGGUUACUGGGGGGUUUGCAGAGCAGCAGAAAUGGGAUGUUGGGACUAAUGAUGUAGCGAAUACAUUUUCAGACAUUGUUAUGGGCAUAUUUUCUAGUUCUGUCUUUAAUAAUACAAAUGUCACAGGCUUCCAUGGGGGCAAAGCCUGAGGAGUAUUUUCGAUAUGCUGUUGUUCAAUUGGGUUUGGAAACUGUGCAUUAGGAUUGAGGGAGAUCCGAACACGGUGCGAUUCGCUCUGUUGGCAGCAACAAAGUAUUUAAUUUUAACAAAGA
Molecule: messenger RNA, 3330 nt
Organism: Melopsittacus undulatus (budgerigar)
Lineage: Eukaryota; Metazoa; Chordata; Aves; Psittaciformes; Psittaculidae
Gene: SEPTIN6
Product: septin 6
Exons: 11
Coding region: 98-1378 (426 amino acids)
Biological process (GO): intracellular protein localization; cilium assembly; cytoskeleton-dependent cytokinesis
Cellular component (GO): septin ring; septin complex; microtubule cytoskeleton
Molecular function (GO): molecular adaptor activity; GTP binding; GTPase activity
Source: RefSeq, a predicted model, not a curated record